Messenger RNA from Sclerotinia borealis F-4128, 1356 nucleotides. The record is from the annotation of a GenBank genome assembly. NCBI's taxonomy places the organism in Eukaryota, Fungi, Ascomycota, Leotiomycetes, Helotiales, Sclerotiniaceae.
AUGGCAACUUCACCAACUUCACCAAUUUCAUCAAUUUCACCAAUUUCACCAAGAGAAAGUAAAAGAAACAUAGUUAUUAUAGGUGGAGGAAUCAUUGGUUGUACAUCUGCCUAUUAUCUCACUCGCCACCCCUCAUAUGACCCCUCUACAACCAAAAUCACCAUCGUCGAAGCACAAUCCAUCGCAUCAGCAGCAUCCGGGAAAGCAGGUGGACUACUUGCACUAUGGGCACGACCAUCAUGUAUCGUUCCUCUCUCCUAUAAACUGCAUGCCGAACUUGCCAAGGAACAUGAUGGCGCCAAACGAUGGGGAUAUCGAACAUUACAUUGUGGUUCCAUAGGAGCCACAGCUCGAUUGAUAUCCGAAGCUGAUCCUAAAGACUCCACGGAAAAUGGAGGAGAGGCUUGGAAAAAGUUGCCGAAAACGGAUAUGAAGAAACAGAAGAAAUAUGCGGGCGAAGAUAUUCCUAAGGAUUUGGAUUGGUUCGAGACGGAUAACAUAAAAUGGUAUUGGGAAAUGGGAACACCAGAUACGACGGCACAAGUACAUCCAUAUCAAUUCACGACCUCAAUGGCAGAUUUGGCCGUGGAAAAAGGAGUAGAAAUUGUUUAUGGUACGGUCACUGCGAUUGAUUAUACGGGGAAUAGUGUAAAGGGUGUUACGUAUGAAGAUAAAGAGACGAGACAUAUUCACACGUUACAUGCGCAUGAUGUUAUAUUAUCUGCGGGACCAUGGACAAGUCACGUAUGGCCCGAAGCACCCAUUACGUCUCAAAGAGCACAUAGUGUAGUGGUGGAAGCGGCAGUUUCUCCAUGGGCAGUCUUUACGGAAAUUGAUUUACCAAAGGGAUUUGGAAGGAAGGGAGAAAAUGGAGCGAAGAAGAGAAAACAUGAUAAGAUGGUUAAUCCGGAGAUGUAUGCUAGACCCGAUGGGACAGUCUAUGCUUGCGGUUUGUAUUCCUCUCCUCUUAAAGUAUCCAUGCUAACAAAUAAACGUAAAGGCGAAGGCGACGAGCGAGUACCUCUCCCCCGAUCCUCAAACCUAGUUGUAUGCGACGAAUCGAGCUGCAACGAUAUACUAGACUACAUAGGAUCCAUAUCAGACCCCAUGCGCAACGGCAAAGUCAUAACUAAACAAGCAUGUUAUCUGCCCCUAGCACGUAAUGGCAGAGGUCCACUUAUUGGUCACACGGGUAUUAGAGGUCUUUUCUUAGCUGCGGGUCAUACGUGUUGGGGUGUACAAAAUAGUUGUGCGACGGGAAAAUUGAUGAGUGAGUUUUUGUUUGAGGGGGAGGCGAAGAGUGCGGAUGUGCAUACGUUGGAUCCGAGGAGGGCGUUGGAUGAUGAUGAGGAUUGA